AUGCAGGCGACCGCUGCAGUUUCUUUCUUUCCUUCUCUUCCUCAUCCGCCAGCUGCGGACCAUGACAUCAAACGACGUUACUUGGCUCUCCUACCUCCCCAGCAAAUAAUCGAAAUAUGUUUAACCCUUGAAUUCCACGUCCCUCUCUAUGUCAAGAGCUCAGUAUGGCCGGCUGACAUUAAUGCUGCUAUUGCAACGAUAGAAGGUCGACCGUCAUCAAAUGGGACACCUGAGAGCGACGCAAAGAAAGAUGAUCCACCACUGAUGGACUCUUUAGUGCCUACAGAAGAUGAAGAAUUACCAGAGAAAGAGCAGCAAGAACCCGAAGAAAAGUCAGAAGAUGAAUCUCCUUCUACAGAGGAAUCAAAACCGCCCGAAAAGCAAGGAUCGCCGACACCGGUACCGGUAUCAAAACCGGCAACGACAACGACAGCAGUAACGUCGGCAGUGUCGCCAAGCCCCAAACCGGCUGCAACAGUCGUGCCAACACCGACAGUACGACCAACAGCAUAUCCGCAUCAACCGUAUGGUUAUCACGCCUACCCUCACGCGUCUUACUACCCACAACACGCUUGGCCAUAUCCUCAUCUUCCCUAUCCUCCGCCGCCACCUGCACAGGUACCCAGUCCUUACCAUCCACCCCCAGUGGCCGCUGCAUUCUCCCAUACAUCAUACCAAAAUACCCCCCCACCACCGUCGUCCGAACCCACCCAGCCAACAUCGGAAGAUAAUCUUCCAAGUUACGAGGACAUGAUUGUGGAAGCUCUCGUUGAUGCAAACGAUCCUGACGGUAUUGCCCCAAAGGACGUGUAUGCAUGGAUGGCUGCACAUUAUCCGGUCCAGGCCAACUUUCGACCUUCCGCAAGCCAGGCGUUGCAGAAAGCCUAUCGAAGGGGUAGGUUUGAGAAAAGCAGCAGCGGAAAGUACCGACUCAAUCCUGAGUACAAGGGCAAUAAUACCAUUUCUCGUCGUCCUACGCGUCGUCCGCAAACAGUCAACAGCGCUCCUGCUGCAAAUUCCUCAAGUCAACCGCGUUCAUCACCAUUCACUCAUGCACCUCUUAUUAAAAAUGGUACAAAAGGUGCCGCCAUACCACAGCGAACGCCGUACCCGGCAGGAUAUCCUGCGCCGUUCACUCCGCCUGUGGCCAAUGGUGUCGCAGCAGCAUCGACCGUGGAUGCUUCAGCAGGAGACAUCGGCGAUGCCUAUGCAGCCGCGCAGCAUAUCCUCAAAACGAUUAACUUUGGUGAAGGCUUAUUAACUCUAUCAAAGAAGUCACAAGAUACUACAACGCCAGUCACAUCGGCAGCUGCGCCUGCAGAUCAAGCGAUGACAAUAAAUGACGAAGACGAUGAUGACAGGGAGUGGGAAGCAGGUAUUCGUGCUCAGUUACAGGCACAGUUAGCCUUAUUGGCCGCUCAACUCGCGGAGUACACACAAGAAUCACAUCAGGGUGAUAGUGGCGUGGAUACAGGCCAGCAUCUUCCCCCGCCAUCGGACACUGCCAUGCCUGUGGACGAUGACGAGGACGAUGAUGAUGAGGACAUGGAUGAGGUUAUAAUUCCGUAAUAUUAUUCGCGCACCACUUUUUUAUCUACUGAGUCACUGUAUCGAUUAGAUCAAUCCCGGCGUUUUUUGCAUAACGUGUGAUCCAUCUUGACACUCCACCGCAACCUUGUCAACUUCGCCAUGACCGCAGAGUCGACACAAUCAGCUAAUGCCGAGUUUGCGGCCUUCCACAAACGACUCAAAGAGUGUGAAGAUUUGCUCUCGGGACAUAUACAACAAUGCAAAGACCAUGCAAAGUUUAUGGAUUCCCGUAAGGAAGAAAGUAGUCAGCACGCCAAAGAUAGAGAUGAGAAGGCGAAGGAAUUGAAAGAAACUUUGGUCACCGUUUCGAGGCUCGUCGGGGAGGUCCGAGACGAACGUAGAAAUCAAGAGGUUCUACGUGUGUAUUCUUUUUCUUUCUUUCUACCACACAUAGCACCCGUGUUGACGUGU
Molecule: messenger RNA, 2001 nt
Organism: Desarmillaria tabescens
Lineage: Eukaryota; Fungi; Basidiomycota; Agaricomycetes; Agaricales; Physalacriaceae
Exons: 3
Coding region: 1-1569 (522 amino acids)
Biological process (GO): nucleosome assembly
Cellular component (GO): nucleosome
Molecular function (GO): DNA binding
Source: RefSeq, a predicted model, not a curated record